AUGCAGCUUAUCAGCCUUUCCGCCCUCACGCUAUUUGCCUCAUCUGCGCUUGCGGCCAGUUGUUUUGGUAACCAGCAAAAGGGCAUCGCAGAAUUUCAAAAUGCGUACUGGGACGCUCGCUCAAAGAUGUGCGGCAACUCGGAAUGUGGCUAUCAACAAAGCUGCACGACGCAGGGUUCCCAGACCCUACAAGGACUCGCCAAAGUCACUGUCAAAGUCUCCCUAGAGCGCAAGAACACGGGUAACAAGAAGGGAUUCAAGGACUGCUGGGAUGCUACAGGAGACAUCAUCGUUCAAUGUGUUCGAGGAAGUCAGCAAAUGAGUGGAACAUGGGAAGCCAAUGGUCAGCUAUAUCAAAUGAACGGCUGGUAUGCUUGA
Molecule: messenger RNA, 378 nt
Organism: Fusarium poae
Lineage: Eukaryota; Fungi; Ascomycota; Sordariomycetes; Hypocreales; Nectriaceae
Exons: 2
Coding region: 1-378 (125 amino acids)
Source: RefSeq, a predicted model, not a curated record